Heterocephalus glaber (naked mole-rat) is the source of this 6419-nucleotide messenger RNA. RefSeq names its product G protein regulated inducer of neurite outgrowth 2 (gene Gprin2). NCBI's taxonomy places the organism in Eukaryota, Metazoa, Chordata, Mammalia, Rodentia, Bathyergidae. Gene Ontology annotation, cellular component: plasma membrane. The record is from RefSeq and is a predicted model, not a curated record. Gene Ontology annotation, biological process: neuron projection development.
CUGAGAAGGGCAGCUUUGUGGACGCCUCUCUGCAGGCUGCCCGCACACGAGGGUUGCCCAGCUUCUGGUGUGUCCUCAGCAGCGCGUGUGUCCACCCUGUCACGGUGUCCGUGAGUGUGCGGGAGGGAUGCACUGGCUACCUGGGCUGCUUCUAGGCUGGAGCAACUGGUCAAGCCGGGGAGUGUGGGCAGAGCCUCCCCCUGGGAGGAAGCUUGUGCGGGCCUGGAUCUCUGUUGGGCAUACUGAUCCCCCAACGCUUUCCUGGCACUGCUUGUGACCCAGACCGUGUUGCCCUAAGGCACCCAUGUCCUGUCUUUGAUGGGCAGGUCUGGCCCCCUUCGAGCAUCACCUUUCCCAGAUUCUUCCUGCUGCAUUGCCCAGCUUUGGCCCUGAGUGGUCCUGCCAGGCCCCCUUUCCCUCUGGGAUGGAUUAAACCACCUGCUGGAGGUUGCCAAGCCCCCACCACGCACUGAGGGAUUUGUGGGAUGUGGAUCCUUACCUGGUCCCAGAGGGGCAGCCAUGAGUUCCAGCCACGUCAAGCCAGAUUCUGGGACGCCCCGGAGUCCUUGUCCACAGCCUCUGUCCCAGAGCUCCUCCACCUUGCUGUGCGAAGGCCGCAGGCAGAGGGCAGAGCUUCGCAAGAGUGCCAGCAGCACUGUGUGGCCGGCCCAACAGGGCGAGGCCAGCACUGGCCCCCAAGCCCCGGAGGAAGAGGAGCACCUGCCUAAGAGUCCAGCUGCACAGGCUCAGGCCCCCGAACCCCGGCCUCGAGCCACGGGCCGCUGGCGGAGCAGCACUAUGGGCAACGUGUCCAUGAUGGGCAGUGGGGACCUUGGCCACUUGAGGGUCCCCGGCACAGCUGCAGUGCAGAGGAGCCACUCGGACCUGGCCCACAGUGUCCAGACACAGGGGUACGGUGGUGCCCGGAAGGCCAGCCUCAGCUGCUCAGCCCUCAGUGGCAGCUCCCCUGUGCACAAGGCUCAGCUGAAGCCUGGAGAUGUUUCUACUCAGGGUAGCCCAGCCCCUGCAGCUGUGGAACAGGACCUGGCUCAAGAAGAUGAGACUUCUAACUCAGCAUGGAUGCUGGGGGACAGUCAGGCGUGGGAGCCACCGCCAGAGCAGGGGGACACAGCUGCCAUUAACAGCAGUCCCCAGGCUGAGCCCAAAGCCACUGGACAGCCAGCCACUGCCUCCUGCCAUGCACUGCCCCCAGCUGCUCUGCUCUGCAGCAUGAGGGAGGUGGUGACUAGUGGCUGCUGCCAUGCCCUGCCUGCCACAGGGAUCCUGGCUUUUCCCAAACUGGUGGCAUCGGUGAGUGAGUCUGGGCUGCAGGCUCAGCAUGGAGUGAGGUUUCACUGUACGGCACCCGGGCUGCUUCCAGGGCAUGCUCACUGCUGUGCCCACCCGUGGGGCCCCACAGGGCCGGCCACAGAGUCUGGCUGCAGGACCAAGGACGUGUGGACCAUGACUUCCACCAGUGAUCUGACACCUACGCUGGCCUCGGCCCAGGAUGCUGGCGUUCAGGCAGCCCCAGUGGCAGUUUGCAAGGCAGUGGCCACCAGUCCGUCCCUGGCAGCCUCUGCCCUGCACAUGUUCCCCGAGAUUACGCUGGGGCCCAGCCUGGAGGAAGCAUUGUCUCCCGUGCGGGAUGUGCGGUGGGACGCUGAGGGCAUGACAUGGGAGGUGUAUGGAGCCUCAGUGGAUCCCGAAGUGCUGGGUGUGGCCAUCCAGAAGCACCUGGAGAUGCAGUUGGAGCAGUUGCAUCUGGUGCCGGCCAGCAAGGACAGUCUGUCCACCGACGGACGCAGGGGCCCCCUGCGCGCUGUCAUGCAGUCCCUGCGGUGCCCUAGCUGCUGUGGCUGCUCCGGUGCAGCCCCUGAAUGAGGAGCUGUGGCCCUGGAGCUGGCCAUCCCGUGGUCUUGGCCCUAGGCCAGGGCCAGGGACAGCAGGGCCCUGGACCACCCAAACCCAUGGCUGGUGGGCGCAUCUCUGCCCUGAACAUGGGCAGCCUGUAGACCACAGAAUGCAGCCUGUGGCUUCUGGCUCCAUAUAACUGUGCUGGUUUUCAAGGGCUUGAUUCCCAAGGGCUACCUGCGUAUUCUGGGCUCUGGGCUUUGAGCAGGGUUUCUGCACCCGUGCAUAAGGAAGAUCCUUGAUUUUCUGUAAAAAUACUUGACCUGCUGUUCAGCCUGCCCUCAGAACUGUGUCAUAUUUCCCCUAGGACUCUUGGUGGUUUUAUUUUAAAGCAUUGCUGAAAGAAUGAAUUCUUACAUUAAAUUGAGAGCCCCAAGUGACAGGUACCACUGGCCACUCCUGCGUGGGAGAUCUGGGGAGGAGGAGUUCCGGGAGGCUGAGUUCUUCAGGGUGUGUGUGGGGGUGAGGGUGAGGCUGCUCUGGGGACAGGAGAGGUAGGUGGGAGGCUCAGGAGGCCAGGGAAGGGCUGCACGCCACAGGGUGUGGCUGGUGGCAGUGAAACCCUCUCCGUGCAGAGACUUUCCCUUUGUCACGCUUGGCUCUCCUGAGAUGUGUGCCAAUCUGCCACAUCCUGCUGUUCUUGGAAGCAGAGUGGCCGCCCAGGCUGGGCCCAGUGUGGGACAGGCCAGACAAGACACCCACCCUCCUAUAGUGAUGGAGAUAAACCUCUGCAGGGUGGUGCUGGGGUCCUGCCCAACCUAGGUCCUGGCUGGGGUCCCCAAAAUACCUUCUUGGUUAACCCUCACACUUGACCCGCUAAUUGAGCUGCCCAGCCUUUGCCAUCAGGGCUGCCUGGAGUGACUGUAGCUGAAUUUCUGAUUGGGACUAAAGACUGACAAGGCCCCUUGCUGUCACUUCGUGGGUCAGGCUUGAUGCUGCAGUGCUCAGGGUGUCCUUACAAAUCUCUGCCCUUGGACUUUGGAUUUCUGGCUAGACUUGCCGUGUCCCUUUCAGGUCCUGUUCUGGGAGGUGUGGAAUCUCAUUGUCCGUAUAUUUGUUUGUUUUUAAACCCUAAAUAAAUGCAAGUUGAGAGGUCAGCACUUUCUCAGGACCCCAUAGGAAAGGUGCUUGCAUCCUGAUGAUCUUAGUAAUUUUGUUCUGGUAAAUUCUGUUCCCUGGAGCAUAAACCCAAGUCCGAGGGCUCCUGCCCCACAAGAAUCCUGUCUUCUCUGGAGUGUCCUCUGUUCAAUAGCCAGGGUCCCUGACAGCUGAAGCCUGGGUUCCUGGGGCUUCUCCCCUCUUGGCCAGGACACAGACAUUCAUCUCUUGUUUGGCCCCAGGCUGCUGUUGCCUCACGAGGAACCAAAACCUAAAUGGGGAGGAGCUGUGCAUGGGGCCUGCUGGCUGGGUGUCAGUGUGGGGAUGGUGGGAAAGCAGGAAGUGGCCCCUUCUGCGUGGUGUGACUUCCGGGUCUGCUGGUAUGGGUCUCUGUCCCCUGGUCAUGCUAGCUUAUUCUCUUAACAGUGAUGGAAGGGGUCCUGAUGCUUUGGACUUGAGGCUACCACUUAGAGUCCACAGCUGGAAUUUGAACCUGGAUCCACACCAACAGCCUCAAGGAUCCUAAGCUUCCUCAGCUGUAAGGUGGGGACAGUAACAAUGCCUCCUUCCUUGACUGUCUUGAGAAUGGACUAGGAUGUCCCAUGUGAAGCACUCGGAACAUGUGCUGGUUGCAGCGGGUGGUGUUCCUCAGCCGCAGGAAGGGCUGGUUCUCCCUGGCCAGCUCGGCUGCGAUCUGGCCACUUGGUUAAACAUUCCUUCUCCAGGGCUGUCCCAGGUCCUUCGCCUCAGCCCUGCACCCUGCUCAGGAUGCUACAGUUCCCAGGGCUGCCUGGCAGAAGACCCCAGCCCUCACCACUCCUGUGGGGCUGGCUUCCCCAAGCUCAUGGUGACCCACAGGGGAGGAGUAGGGAGGAAUAGCUGGGAAAAGCCAAGCUGGGCAAGAACUUGACAUUAGGGCUAACCCAGCCUCACAGAGCAAAGGCCACCCGAGGAAGGGGGGACACACCAGGGACUCUGGCUCUCUGAUGUACAGGCUGGGAAGUGGCAGGGCCAUGUAGGUCUGCCUUGUCCCAGGGGAACGUGGUCAGGGAGGCUGGUAGAAGGAGCCCCAGGUAGCCAGGGUAUGCCCACGUCCCAGGCAGCCCAUCCCCAGGAGGCAUAUGGAGCUUGUGGCCUCACCUAGCCCUUUGCUUCACACGUUGCACGGAAGCAAAUCUGUCUCAUUCAUGUUCAUGCCAAGUGAUCUUGGUUAGGGAAAAGUGGAGCUUGGCGUUCACCCAUUUGAAUUCCUUCUCCUUUGUCAUUCUGGCCUGGCCCAGUUUUGACAUCUGCAGCUAUGACUAACCCUUUAUCAGCUUUCUUCCAGCUGGUUGAGAGGGCAGGCCCUGCACCAAGCUUAGAGUAUGUCACUGGGUCUCCAGGUCUCUCCAAAUCUACAUGGUCAUCAUGGGCAAAGUUAUUAAAAUCCAAAUCUUUAAUGUCCUUGUCUAAAGCCUAGUCCUAGGACUGUCCCCCAGGGAAGGCAGGAAGAAGGUGUGGCCUAACUCCAGUCCUCCUCUGCGCAAUUGGUCUAGCUAUCGCGUGAUCGCUGCUUCCUUUUCCAGAUUUGACCACUUCUGUUGAACAAACUCUUCUACAAGUUUGAGAUUGGCAGUAAGCAAACAUCUUCAGACUGCCUAGUUCCCCUUCUGGGGCCUGGGGCCACGUUGCCCUUGAAUCCCUCCUGCUCGGUCUCUGCCUACUCUCUUCAGGCACCCAGCAGACAGGCUCCCUGCAGUUACCUGGGAGGUGACCCAGGGGUGGAGAGUCGGGCUCCUCCCUAGAACUCCCUCAUGGAGAUUUUCAGGGAGUGGGAGUCCAAAAGCUGGGUGAGGGUCUCAAACACAGGGCUAGUUCUGUUGCUGUGGUUACAGAGGGAUAAUAAACCAGGAAACCCAAGCCACUCCCAAGGGGUAUGGGUGCACGGCCCGGGGCAGACCUGUGCGGUCAGACUCUCCUGUCCCAAAGCUAGGUUCACGCUGCCUUUGCUCUCUUGAGUGGUAAAUCUGCAGGGAAGGUUGGGGCCCCAACCCUGAGCUCUGCCAGGGUUAGCCUAAAAUUUACCCUGAUGUGAACCCCUGGGGAACAUAGAAGUUGGCAUCCACAGCUUGAACUGGAGAAUGUGUCCAACUUGAAGGUGCCCACGGAUGCCUGGCUAGGUCUGCCUGUCCUUGGAAUUCUCAUUUCGGAGCAUCUUUCCUGAAAAAGACACAGGGUGCCUUCUCUGCAUUCUGUGAACACCGCCGGGACCACUGGGGGUAUCGCUUGUGCAGCCAGGGACAGUGAGCAGCUCUGUGUGCCCCCAUCUUGUCCUUCUCCUCUUUAGUCUCCCUCCUUUCCUGUCUCAGGUCCUCUCGUCCCCCAGGACUCUGUCUCUUCACCAUCCCAGGUCCUUGCUCCUGUCUCUUCUGCCCUUAUGCCAGGGGCCUGUCUUGCCUUAGCCCUGCCACUCCAGACAUCCAUCUCUCUUUUACUAUGGUUGGGGACAUUUUCUCUGCCAGGCUGGCUUUCAGCAUUCCUGAUAUUCAGGGGCCCGUGACCUUUCUCUCCACCUGCCCCUUUUCUCAUGGGACGCACACUAAACCACCUGAAUGCCCAGGUGGCUCCUGAGCAUCUCCUCAGAGGGGGAGGGACCUCUCUGGGGUCGCCUGCCAGGGAUCCAUGGUGUCGAGAGAGAUUGGUUGUCAGUGGUCGGACUGCAAGGGAACUGUGAGCCCUAAGUCCUCUCUGGGGGGCUGCUGGAGAGUUGCUGGGGGGCCUCGCUGGGUGGUGGUGUGUACCUGCUGGCCUAGGGCAGUGGGCCAUCUUUCUUUCUUGUGUUGAGAAUCUCAUGUGGUUUGUAACUGAGUUGGGGCAUGACCUGAGCCUCCCUGGGGACAUGCCACACAGUCCCAUCUGUGAGUGUCUCUCCUGUGUGCACCUGGGUUGGGACUGAGGGAGGAGAAUUCUUACUCUGACAUCAAGUGGAUGCAGCUCCCUCCUGGGCCUGAGCAGGGCUCAGGGAAGAGCUAAACCAGGACAGGUAGCACUGUCCCCCACCCAGGCUCUUCCACUCUCCUGCUCCCUUGGUCCCUCACCUGCAGCCUCCUGCCUCUCAUCCCUCUUUCUCUUCUCAUUUUUAGCAGUCAAGGGUCUGGAAGACUGUGGCCAAUGCUACCCUUGUCUAGGCAAGCUGCCUGGCACUCAUAAACCCAGCUGGAGUCACAGAGCAGGGAGAGGGCUCACUGCUGAGGUUCCAACUUCAGAUGUCCCUAGUCUUUGAUCUUUGAGCUCUGUGGGGACCCAUGCGUGUAUGCCUCAUGAAUAGAAGCCCAGGUGCCAAAGGGUCAGCAAGGGGGUGUGGAAUAGGGUCGGCCCGGAAAACUGCCAGACUUGCAGAAGGGCAGGGCUGUAAGGGAGGAAGUGGG